CUUAAUAGUAUUUGUUUACUUCAUUUCAGGACAAAUAAAAAAGUGUUACACUUCACAACCCAAACUCAAAACAAAGCUUGGCUUUUAUAAUAUAUCAACAUCAAAUCCUUCCUUUUUGAAAGAUAACCAACAUGGUAUGCUUUGGUAUUUCUAGUACAUGUUCUUUUGAGGUAUCUUUGGUUAAGUAUGAAGGUCUUAGAUUGACUCAAAGAAUGCAAAUGUAUUCAGUUGCAUGCAUGCCAAAAAGAUUCAUUUUAGCUUCUGGCAAGAAACGCCAAACAAUCAAAGCAAUGGCUUCUCCAACUACAGCAGCACCUAAAAGAGAGAAAGAUCCAAAAAAGAGAGUAGUUAUAACAGGAAUGGGUCUUGUAUCAGUCUUUGGAAGUGACAUAGAUACAUUUUACAACAAACUUUUAGAGGGAGAAAGUGGGAUAAGCCUAAUAGAUAGGUUUGAUGCUUCAAGCUUACCUGUCCGUUUUGGCGGUCAGAUACGCGAUUUCUCUACAAAAGGUUACAUCAAUGAAGAGAAUGACCGGCACCUCGAUGAUUGCUUGAAGUAUUGUUUAGUUUCAGGCAAGAGAGCACUUGAAGAUGCUAAUCUUGGAUAUGAAGUCCUUAAAAAUAUGGACAAAACAAGAAUAGGAGUUAUAGUGGGAACAGGACUGGGAGGUGUAGCCACUUUUAGCAAUGCUGUUCAUGCUCUCAUACAAAAGGGACCUAGUGAAAUUUCUCCAUUUUUCAUUCCCCAUUCCAUCCCCAACAUGAGUUCUGCUUUGUUGGCUAUAGAAACUGGCCUAACAGGACCAAAUUAUUCCAUUUCUACUGCUUGUGCAACAGCAAAUUACUGCUUUUGUGCUGCUUCUCAUCACAUUAGAAGUGGUGAAGUAGAUAUUAUGGUGGUUGGUGGUACCGAAGCUUCAAUUAUACCUUCUGGUGUUGGAGGAUUCAUUGCUUGCAGGGCUUUGUCUCAGAGGAAUGAAGAACCUAUGAAGGCUUCAAGACCAUGGGACAAAAAUCGUGAUGGUUUUGUUAUCGGUGAAGGCUCUGGUGUCCUGAUAAUGGAGAGCUUGGAGAGUGCAACAAAGAGGGGAGCAAGAAUACUUGCUGAAUACUUGGGUGGUGCCAUAACAUGUGAUGCUCAUCAUAUGACUGAUCCAAGGUCUGAUGGAUUUGGAGUUUCAUCUUGCAUAAAAAAGAGUUUAGAAGAUGCCGGGGUUUCCGUUGAAGAGGUGAACUAUGUGAAUGCUCAUGCCACAUCAACACUAGCUGGUGACUUGGCUGAGGUUAAUGCAAUCAAAAAGGUUUUUAAGAACACAUCAGAAUUGAAAAUGAAUGGGACAAAGUCAAUGAUUGGCCACUGUCUUGGUGCUGCUGGUGGUUUGGAAGCUAUAGCAACUAUCAAAGCAAUAACAACUGGCUGGUUGCAUCCAACUAUUAACCAAGAUAACUUGGAGGAUGAUGUUACAAUUGAUACUGUUCCUAAUGUUAAGAAAAAGCAUGAAGUUAAUGUUGCUAUCUCCAAUUCAUUUGGGUUUGGUGGACACAAUUCAGUAGUUGUCUUUGCCCCUUACAUGCCCUAAAGUGGAAUUCAAGCUCAAGUUGAUAUUACGUUUGCAUUUUUUCACAUUAUUUAGUUCAUCUGGAUUAUAUAAGCAAUUAGAAACGUGUUAUUUUUUAAGUAAUAGUUCAUUUGAGACACUAGUUCCUUUUUAAUUUCUUUACUUUUUCCUUUUUUAAAUUGUGUUCAUUUUAAAUCGUCAUCAAGGAGAUGAUAUACUUAAGGACUAAACAAUUAUGAUAGAGAGAAGUUUGAAGACAAGUUAGGAAAAAUAAAUUUUCAUAAAUUAUAAAAGAAAAUAGUGAGACAUAUUAAAUUUACGGACAUUCUCUUAUGUUGUUUUGUCUAAUACACAAAUAAGGGCUCGUUUGGAUUCAGCUUAUUUUUUAGCUUAUGCAAAUAAAACAAGUUUUACAUAAAUUUAUAAGUUUUUACUAACAA
Trifolium pratense (red clover) is the source of this 1999-nucleotide messenger RNA. RefSeq names its product 3-oxoacyl-[acyl-carrier-protein] synthase I, chloroplastic-like. Lineage: Eukaryota; Viridiplantae; Streptophyta; Magnoliopsida; Fabales; Fabaceae. The transcript is spliced from 8 exons. Gene Ontology annotation, biological process: fatty acid biosynthetic process. The record is from RefSeq and is a predicted model, not a curated record. Bases 132 to 1580 code for a protein of 482 amino acids. Gene Ontology annotation, molecular function: 3-oxoacyl-[acyl-carrier-protein] synthase activity.